Molecule: messenger RNA, 1101 nt
Organism: Tetranychus urticae (two-spotted spider mite)
Lineage: Eukaryota; Metazoa; Arthropoda; Arachnida; Trombidiformes; Tetranychidae
Gene: pr
Product: 6-pyruvoyl tetrahydrobiopterin synthase purple
Biological process (GO): tetrahydrobiopterin biosynthetic process
Cellular component (GO): mitochondrion
Molecular function (GO): 6-pyruvoyltetrahydropterin synthase activity
Source: RefSeq, a predicted model, not a curated record
UUCUUUUCCUAACAAUAUGAGCAGCUGAUCGUUUAAAUCGUAAUGAUUUACGAAUAAUAAGGCUUAUUGAAUAAGCUAUUUAACUUAUCAUUCCGUUUGACUUUAAUUUACCCAAAUUAUUGACUCAUCCAUUCCAAAACUAAUUGUAUUAAAUUACACUCAUUGAUAGUUUCGUUAAGCUUAAAACUAUUUACAUCAACAAGUUUAUUGAAUAUUGAUUAUUUUUUCUUGGAUAAAAUCAAUUCUCCAAUAUUCAAUAAUUACUGUGAUUGGCGCUCUUUCUUCAGUCUCGAACUUAAUAAUCUUUAUGAAAAGAAAAUAAAUAUGGAUAAAUAUUUAAUCGAUUAAAAACAAGUCCAUUCCUGUUGUGUGACUGUCAAGAGCAUUUAAUAUAAAACAUUCCGGAUUUCUUGGAUCUCGUAUUAACCACGGAAAAUCUCAUAUAAUGGACAAAAAAUAUUUGCCAGUCGUUUAUUUAACAAAGAAAGUUUCUUUCAGUGCUGCUCAUCGCUUACAUUCAAGUAAAUUAGACGAGAAUGCUAACCGAACAAUUUUUGGAAAGUGCAAUAAUCCAAAUGGUCAUGGACACAACUAUCGAGUUGAAGUUACUCUUAAAGGACCUGUUGAUGCAGAAACAGGAAUGCUCAUCAAUUUAACUUUACUCAAGAAAAUUAUCGGACAAGUUAUUGAUACUUUGGAUCAUAAAUUUAUCGACCGAGAUGUGCCAUAUUUCAGUGAUUACGGAAAAGUGUCAACAGUGGAAAAUAUUGCAGUUUAUCUUUAUGAUUAUAUUAAGGAAAAUUUACCUCGAGACAUACUCUAUUCAGUUAUCGUUCAUGAAACAGAUGAUAAUGUGGUUGAAUAUCGUGGCGAGAAGAAUCAUUAAUGUCUAUUUACAGUAUUAAUCCUCCGUUGGUGGUAAUCUUUUAUUGCAACAAUUAUGAAUAAUUAUUCAACUUUUAUCGUGAUAACAUAAAACUCAAUGUUAAAACACACUUUUGUUUUUUUAAUGAAAUGUCAAGACCAUUUAUUCGUUAUGUUUCAACUCAGUGAAAAAUAAAUAUUGUUUAUUGACUACACUAGUGUGGUUGAUCCAUUUUA